UUCAGCACAGGGAAGUCACUGGGGCACACCAUUGCAGAGCUGCUUUUCAAACCACCAGAAAAAUGUUAGAGGUGAUGUUUUAAAGAAGAUAAACACCCAGAGAGCUGAUCAAGAAGACAAAAAACAAAGAAGCAACAACUCUGGAGAAGGAAAGGGAUUUGUCUUAUACUUGGGAGAGCUGACUUGAAGAGGAAAAGACUUGAAUGAAUAAUCUAGACGUUACAGUACAUAUUUCUUUUGGAGAUUUGCAGAUCAACCAAUUUAAAAACUCUGCUAACCAUACAACUUGAUCAGGAUCAUGAAGCUUACUGGGACAAUCUCUAAACUAGAAUACACUCAUUGCAGCAUGGACACUGAAGUCCUAACCAACAUGAUGGUGAUACCAGUGCAGACAAAAACAACAGAUUCAACAGUGUCUGCACCCACCUCAUCACCGCCACAGCCUGAUGGAAGUAGGACUCUCUGCUCCAUAUGUGCCGACAGGGCCACCGGUAAACAUUACGGUGCGUCCAGCUGUGACGGCUGCAAGGGCUUCUUCAGAAGAAGCAUUCGCAACAACCACACUUACAAUUGUAGGUUCAACAGGCAAUGUAUUGUGGACAAAGAUAAAAGGAACCAGUGCCGUUACUGCAGACUACAAAAGUGUUUCAAAGCUGGAAUGAGAAAAGAAGCUGUUCAGAAUGAGAGAGACUGCAUCAGCAGCCACAGAGCCAAGGGACAGACAGUGGGCACUCUGUCCAUCAGUGUGCUGAUGCAAGCAGAGGCCAGUGUGCAUCAGUUUCCAGGGGUGGUCUUACCAAGAAGUCACGACAUCAACACCAAGAAGACAGCCUGUGUUGACGACGUCUUUGAGUCCAUGAAGCAGCAACUCCUCCUGCUGGUGGAAUGGGCAAAACACAUCCCUGAGUUUUGUAGUCUCCCAAUAGAUGACAGGGUAGCCCUGUUACGAACCCACUCUGCAGAACAUCUUAUCCUGGGGGCGGCAAGACGCUCUCUACCUUACAACAAUCUCAUUCUUUUGGGUAACAACUUUGUGAUCCCACUGAGAGGUGCAGAGGUAGAGGUGGCCAGAGUGGCUUUCCGAAUCCAAGAGGAGCUGGUCAAACCCCUCAGAGACCUGGACAUCACUGACAAAGAGUUUGCUUGCCUCAGAACCAUCGUCUUCUUUGCCCCAGACUGUCCAGGACUGAAGAGUUCUCAGGUGGUACGCCAUCUGCGUUUUCAGGCCCAUCUGUUGCUCGAAGAAGCAACCUGUGAGCAGCGGGGAAGGUUUGGGGAGCUGCUGUUGGUCCUACCUCCCCUGCAGAGUGUGGCCUGGCAGAUGGUGGAGACUCUCCACUUAGCACAGCUGUUAGGGGAAGCUAGAAUGGACAGCCUGCUGCUGGAGAUGCUGCUGGGAGAAGGAGCCAAAGAAGGCCAUGGACAGACUCAAGACCAGCGAAAUGUGCAUAGAGCUUCACCCACUGACUUCAUCUCAGUCACGUCUCACAUUUCCACUUCUCUUCCAAGUGGAUUUCCUGCUGCCCACACAGACUGGCACUGAGGUGUACAGACAUGGUGGUGUGUAAGUGCCCACGGGAUACCAGUGGCACAUGUCCACACCAAAAACGCUCCCCUUAAGAAGCAACAACAUAACCAAGGGCGGGAACACUCACACCUGCAACAUUCAGCACAUUGAAAACACACAAAGUCACCAAAAAACAAAAAUAAAAAAACCCUAAAAGCUA
This is a messenger RNA of Scomber japonicus (chub mackerel), 1727 nucleotides long. RefSeq names its product hepatic nuclear factor 4, beta (gene hnf4b). The transcript is spliced from 9 exons. Gene Ontology annotation, molecular function: RNA polymerase II cis-regulatory region sequence-specific DNA binding; zinc ion binding; nuclear receptor activity. Lineage: Eukaryota; Metazoa; Chordata; Actinopteri; Scombriformes; Scombridae. The record is from RefSeq and is a predicted model, not a curated record. Bases 299 to 1543 code for a protein of 414 amino acids. Gene Ontology annotation, biological process: anatomical structure development; positive regulation of transcription by RNA polymerase II; cell differentiation.